GGUCUGAUGAGCCAGAAAUAACGAUUGAACGAAAGAAGGUACACAUAUGUCCAGUGUGUAAAGCUAAAUUUAAGUCAAUCAUGGACUUAUACAAGCACCGUGUUGAACACAAUGAAGAUAUGAAGUCUACCUUUAAAUGUCAUGUAUGUGAUCACAUAAGCAAUAAUCCUGUCGACCUUGAAAAACAUAAAAUAGCUGAACAUUCUGCUAAUAAGUUAUAUAAAUGCUCCAUAUGUCAGGACACAUUCACACUCCUACACAACUACAAGUGUCAUUUGAGAAUCCACAACAGUAUUGGUCCAUAUGUAUGUAACAUGUGUUACAGAGUGUUUGAUAAAAAGUCACAGUUCAUCUCCCACAUGGACGAUCACGAGUUUGCUGCCACUAACCCAUACAGACAUCGCCUCCAGUGUAACAUUUGCGACAAAAUAUUUUCUGAAAUCGGUAAACUGAGGCGUCACAUGCUUACACACUCUUCAAAAAAGAAUCACGUAUGUGAAAUUUGUAAGAAGGGAUUCAUGGAACGACAUAAGCUAGGGCGUCACAUGCUGUCGCACACAGGAAAACGCGAUUAUCAGUGUCCCGAGUGCGAGAAAUCGUUUUCACUCAAACAUAAUUUAACCAUUCAUAUGCGGAUACAUGAGAAUCUACGACCAUAUCAGUGUCUCGUAUGUAAGCGUACAUUCAUUCAGAAGAUAGUUCUGCAGAGGCAUCUAAAGAUUCAUCAGGACUAUUUACAAGAACAGUCGCAUAAGUUCAGUCAGAAAUAUGUUAACUGAAAUUUGUAUGUUUGUGUAUUCCAAGAUGUGAAUAAGAUCAGAGUUAUUCCACUUCCAAUUUUAUAACAAUUUUAGAGUUAUUCCCCUUCAUUUUUAAUAUCAAUUUUGAGUUUGUUUAUAACUGUUAUAGUAGUUGAGCUGUGAUUAUAAUGUCUUUCUUUUACCUUUAUUGAAAAAAUGUUGUAUUAUUCAAAGAAAUGUAUUGAAUCAUGACUCGAAUGAUGAUAUAAUCUGGAUUUUGGUGCUUUACGUUAUUCAACAUAUUUUGCACCUGUUGUAAUUGUACACCCUUAUGACAGUUAUCUAUUUACACUGAUUUCUUAUUUCCAUGAUAAACUUAAAGUGGCAUUAUUAUUAUAGCCAUCUGAGUGUAAAUGGUCAAUGAACAGAGGAAUAAAAAUAACUAAACGUUUUUCUAUAA
Messenger RNA from Ruditapes philippinarum (Manila clam), 1200 nucleotides. RefSeq names its product zinc finger protein 808-like. The record is from RefSeq and is a predicted model, not a curated record. Gene Ontology annotation, biological process: regulation of transcription by RNA polymerase II. Gene Ontology annotation, molecular function: RNA polymerase II cis-regulatory region sequence-specific DNA binding; DNA-binding transcription factor activity. The coding region runs from base 81 to 779 and encodes 232 amino acids. NCBI's taxonomy places the organism in Eukaryota, Metazoa, Mollusca, Bivalvia, Venerida, Veneridae. The transcript is spliced from 4 exons.